AACAACAUGGCCGCAGCCAUGGAAGAUCCUGGCGGGCUCCGAUCGAAUUCUGCGAAUAAUCAACAGUGUUCAACAAUGGAAUAACCCUCGUUAAUUAAUCAUAUUUGAAACGUUGUGGUGAUACAGGAAGGUAACGGACGUACGUUUAUAAGUCGUUAAUAAUAUGGAGUUCCAUUCCGAAGACGGGCUAGAGCUGUUAUCGAGAUUCAGCGUGAAACCGCGGCCGAUUAACCUCGACAACGUUCUGUUCUCGAACGACAUCGACAACAGGAGCGUCGUAGAGAUCGUCGGGGCAUCGUCCACCGGGAAGACUCUGUUACUAUGCCAAUUCGUAGCGAAAUGUAUAUUGCCCGCGCAUCACAAGGGGAUCAGGAUCGACGGCUGCGAUGCCUGCGCGAUACUGAUCGACACGCUCGGUCACAUACGGAUGAGCAAGAUAGCCGAAUUGAUGUCUUCCACGAUACGCAGCGCGUAUCAGGUAGCCGAUGUGCAACCGCCAGCCGAAACGGUAGACCGCAUCGUAAACAAGUCCCUAGAAAACUUAACAGUGAUCAGCUGUUGCAACAACGAUCAGCUCCAGCUGACUCUGCACACGCUCGAAGACGAGUUUCUCAGCAAUGAAAGAAUCGCUCUGUUAGCUAUGGACAAUAUAUUGGCGUACUAUUGGCAGGCGAGGAAAGAGGGGAGCAUACUCAGUAUGGAUAACUACGCUAGAGAUCUGCUCAGAAUCGUUCAGGUUCAAACGUCUCAAUUUCACACCGUGACAGUUUACACGAGAUGGGACGGACCAGUGCCUAAACCCGAGUCGCAUGCCAAUCUGUUGAAAGGGUCAGGUGUAAAUUAUAGGCUGCAGCUUAGCAAAAGUACCGUAGUUCGUGAGUUUAUGUGUCAUUUACAAUCCAUUGACAAUGUAAAACAGAUUCGUUAUACAAUCUCUGAUUCUGGUAUAAAAUGGAUUCUUAAUAAUGCGUAAAUA
This is a messenger RNA of Temnothorax curvispinosus, 976 nucleotides long. It is a transcript of the gene Xrcc2, whose product is annotated as DNA repair protein XRCC2. The coding region runs from base 164 to 973 and encodes 269 amino acids. Gene Ontology annotation, cellular component: Rad51B-Rad51C-Rad51D-XRCC2 complex; replication fork; centrosome. Gene Ontology annotation, molecular function: four-way junction DNA binding. The transcript has a single exon. NCBI's taxonomy places the organism in Eukaryota, Metazoa, Arthropoda, Insecta, Hymenoptera, Formicidae. The record is from RefSeq and is a predicted model, not a curated record. Gene Ontology annotation, biological process: DNA strand invasion; double-strand break repair via homologous recombination.